Manduca sexta (tobacco hornworm) is the source of this 854-nucleotide messenger RNA. RefSeq lists its product as uncharacterized. The coding region runs from base 137 to 793 and encodes 218 amino acids. The transcript has 3 exons. NCBI's taxonomy places the organism in Eukaryota, Metazoa, Arthropoda, Insecta, Lepidoptera, Sphingidae. The record is from RefSeq and is a predicted model, not a curated record.
AACAAAACGUCACUUUUACUUGCCUAACCUCUUAAGAAAUAUUAGUACCUACUCUAUUCAGUUUUAUUUUAAUUCAAUAUUACAUCUAAACUUCAUAUAAUUAUGUAAAAACCGAGACGAAAAGAAUCCCGCCAAAAUGAUGAAUUCGUUUCAUAAUACCGUAAAAUAUCUACGGAUGCUUCCCAUCAAGAAUUCACUAAAAACCAUCCCGGAACGCAAGUCAAACUUCAUAGCUAAUCUUUCGAUAGCCAAACCUGAAAUUGCUGCCAAUUCGGGGGUCCUAUCUCUUAGUCCAAGGACUAUUGGGUUGGAGAUCACAGAUAAGCAAAGACUACCUAAAAUUAAGGAGGCUCCUAUUCCGUACGUGCCUAUAAUCAACCCGAGAUCCAUUCUGCCGCUGAUCGAUUUGGAAUGGCGUAGGGACGAGGUAGGUCUGCCUGCAGUAAGGCAGGAGGAGGUGCAGGCGGCGCGGCUGAUCGUCAUUAGGAAGAAGAAGAUGAAGAAGCAUCAGAGAAGGAAGCUUUGGAAGAGGAUGAGGCAUCGCUGGGCUAGGGUAAGGCAGCGCCGUCGCCAAAUCAAAGAGAAAAUCUUCCAGAAUGAGCUACUGGCACUCAUUAAGCAAGCAAAUGAGUUCUCAGCUGAGGGCUAUGUAGCUGACAAGCUGGAGCGAGCCAACCACACCCCUUUGCCAACGCGCUGGAAACACAAGCGCCUGCCAGAGUUCAUUAUAAGACAGCUGCUGGGUAUUGACAAGAAGAUCAACUAUAAACACACUGAUGUGUACAAAGCGUGAAGCAUUUUGUAGAAGUGUAGAUUUUGUUUUUUAUGUUGUAAGUAAAUAGUUUAACAAAUUA